UUUGGCAGUAGCAUAUAUAUUUUCCAGAACGUUUCUAAUUUCUUUACCAAUUUUCUGUUUCUGUUUUUAUGUUAAAACGCUCGACAAUGUCUCGUUGAAUUUUCCUUUUUAAAUUUAGAUUGCGGUUUGGGUCGGUUCUCCGGUUAGCCCGACCCGCUUAAGUAGGGUUAGUAAGUUUUCGAUUUCAGUCUCCCAUCUUCAUCUCCUCUGUCGUCAACGUUACAGAUCAAGUUCUCACCUCUGUUACACGUCAAGUUCAGCUUCGCCGUCAACGUCGAUAAGGUUUGCUGUCUCUUCGUCCUCAUCAAGUUCUCUCCGUCCGCCGCUCCCCUCUCUCUUUGUCCGUCCGUCAGCGUCGAUAAGGAUGACUUCAUCAUUUGCAAAUGAGACUUCAAAUCAAAGUCGUUCUAGUCCAGUAAGAUUGUUAGAAAAACAAAACCUAUUAAACCAGCUUCAUCAGCAUGUUAACAUUUUAUUAAAGUAGAAGGAUGUGAUCCUGAAUAUCCUAGGGUUGGUUGUAAGUACCAUGGGGUUACGUAUGCCUGUGAUUCUAAGAGAAAUGGUACAACGGAUCUAAAAAGACAGAGAAAUGUAAGAAGUAUACAAAAAAGUCAGAAUAUUAUGUUGAAUGAGAGGGAGAUUCUGAAAGUAAUUUGAUGGCUACAUCCUUCACUCAAGAAAAUUGUAGAACAAUGCUUGCUUGUAUGGUCAUAUUAGAUGAAUUAUCAUUUAAGUUUGUAGAAAGUGAAGGAUUUCGUAAAUUUUUUCAGGUAUUAAAUUCGAAGUUUGUAAUUCCAUCAAGAGUAACUGUUGCAAAGGAUUGUUUUCAAAUGUACAAAGUGGUCAAAGAGUUUGUUUAACAACUUAUACAAGGACUUUUGUGCAGAAUAUUAAUUAUAUGGUUAUAACGGCUCAUUUUAUCGACAAUGAUUGGAAUUUGCACCAAAGGAUUCUUAACUUUUGUCAAAUACCUAAUCAUAGAGGAGAUACGGUAGGUAGUGCAAUUGAAAAAUGCUUAGAAAGUUGGGGUAUUGAUAGGCUUUUUACCAUAACGUCGAUAAUGCAAGUUCAAAUGAUAGAGCUAUUGCAUAUGUAGUUAAAAUGUAUAGAGGCAAAAAUGGAUUGGUGUUAGAUGGUGAAUUUAUUCAUGUUAGAUGUUGUGCUCAUAUCCUUAAUUUAAUAGUUGGUGAUGCUUUAAAAGAUUUGCACGUCUAUCAUUCAAAUUAGAAAUGCUGUGAAGUAUGUUAGGUCAUCACCUACAAGAUUGCAAAUAUUUAAAGAUUUUGCCAAAGAAGAUAAGAUGUCAACAAAAAAUUGUCUUACAAUGGAUGUUCCAACAUGAUGGAAUUCAACUUUCACUAUGUUGGACAGAGCAAUUAAGUGUCAAAAGACAUUUGAAAGAUUAGAGAAGCAUGAAGUUAUUUGCUAAAGGAUGAUAUGCCUACUAUUGGAGAUUGGGAUAACGCAAAAGAGUUUGUAGAGUUCCUAAAGACUUUCUCAGAGGAAAUAAUAGCCUCAAAAUGGAGUUAGCAGACAAGACGGUUGGAUUUUUGUUAUCGCUAACCAGCUUGUCUAUAUUCACUUACUAUACUUUCUGGGUCAUCAUCCUGCCAUUUGUAGAUAGUGAUCACUUCAUCCACAACUAUUUCUUGCCACAGGAAUAUGCAAUCCUGAUACCUAUAUUUGCUGGUGUGGUACUUCUGUGCUUCUUAGGCAUAUUUGUAGGAAUGGUGAUGCUCAAAUCCAAAAAGAAAAAGGCAUGAGGACAAUUCUUUGGCAGUUUUUUCCCCCCUUUUUCUUUACUGCCUUCAACCCAUCAAAUUUUGUGAUGAUAAUAUAUGUCUUAUAUUCAUUCAGAUAAACUAAGAUGGUCUAGUGUGUCAAAUGGUUGUUGGUCAUCUUCUUAGCAAAACUAGUAGAGUAAAAAAUAUAAUGUGGUUUAGAAAUUUUUUAAAGUAUUCUUUUUUAACAGUUUUUUUUUUUUUCUCUUCACCAAGUUUCUUCUUAUCGAUAGCAUAAAAACUCGAUGUGUUUCCAAUUUAUAGAUUUAUGUAUAAUCACAGGGUUUUAAUACUCCAAUUGGUAUAGGGUUUGUAUUAUCAA
Molecule: messenger RNA, 2103 nt
Organism: Benincasa hispida (wax gourd)
Lineage: Eukaryota; Viridiplantae; Streptophyta; Magnoliopsida; Cucurbitales; Cucurbitaceae
Source: RefSeq, a predicted model, not a curated record